AUGGCCCCUGAGGCGCCCAAGAAGAAAGUCGAAUGGCCCCCUGCCGUGCGCGAGUACGUGAGACGAGCCUUUGAUCCAGCCAACGCGAUACCUGGCAUCUCGCAAGCCGAAAUGCAAGCGAGGUUGAAGACGACGAUCGGCUGGUUUGCGGAGCGCAACUCGCAUGACACGGUACAUUGGCCUACAUUCCCUCUCCCCCAAGAGCUUCUCCUCGAGGAACGGCGAGUUGCCGCGCUCGGCACGCCUGUCAAUGGCGGUGUAAACGGCAUGCAAACUACAUACGUGAAUGGCUCGGCCGAACAAACUAACCAGACCACACCCCUUUCCAAGAAGCGCAAUGUUCACGACACUGAAGAGGCACAAGCCGAACAAGGGCAAACAACUAUGCCGCCGUGGCGCAAGACUAACCUAGCAUCUCGCAUGACAUAUGCCGACGGGCACUCUGAAAAACGGCAGAAGAAGAAUGCAUUCGCGGAGUCCGCAAGUAAGUUUGACCAGGGCGAGCUCGACAAGCGACGACAACGCUUUCAGCUCAGCAACAACGGAUCCAAGACGACGCCACCGCCGUGGGGCUCGCCACGCAAAGACGAAGACGAAAUGUCUAGCGGGCCCGUUGUGGGCACCAACGAGAAGCUUGAAAAGAGCUAUUUCCGCCUGACGGCACCACCCAAGGCUGAAACGGUGCGGCCGCUGCACGUGCUUAAGAAGACGCUGGCGAUGCUUGUGGAGAGGUGGAAGGCGGAAAAGAACUACAACUACAUUUGUAACCAGUUCAAGUCACUGCGGCAGGAUCUGACGGUGCAGCACAUCAAGAACGCGUUUACGGUCAAGGUGUACGAGAUCCACGCGCGCAUUUCGCUAGAAAAGGGGGAUUUGGGUGAGUAUAACCAGUGCCAGACGCAGCUCAAGUCACUGUAUGGGCAGAAGCUGGGGGGCAACCCAGCUGAGUUCAAGGCGUACCGCAUUCUUUAUUUUGUGUAUACAUGCAACAAGACGGACAUGAACGACAUGUUGGCAGAAUUAACCCUGGCAGACAAGACACACCCUUGGAUCAAACAUGCUCUUGACGUCCGCUCCUCGCUUGCCCUUGGCAACUACCACAAGUUCUUCCGGCUGUAUCUGGAAGCGCAGAAUAUGGGGGCUUACCUCAUGGACAUAUACGUGAAUGUCACGCUUCGUUUCCUCACUGAUGAACUUGGGUUCGACAACGAUGAAAGUUGCCGUGAAUUUCUCGAGAGCCACGGUGGGCAGAACAUCAUUGAAGACCGAGGCGACGGCCAGCACCGCGUCCGGAUCCGCGAAGUGGCUGCCGACAUUGAGCGGCUCCGUGCUGCUGCAUUCAGCAAAGUAGACAUCAAGGGCCAAAUAUGA
Molecule: messenger RNA, 1371 nt
Organism: Exserohilum turcica Et28A
Lineage: Eukaryota; Fungi; Ascomycota; Dothideomycetes; Pleosporales; Pleosporaceae
Exons: 2
Coding region: 1-1371 (456 amino acids)
Cellular component (GO): nucleus
Source: RefSeq, a predicted model, not a curated record